Messenger RNA from Ceratotherium simum simum (southern white rhinoceros), 1954 nucleotides. It is a transcript of the gene PDCL, whose product is annotated as phosducin like. The record is from RefSeq and is a predicted model, not a curated record. Gene Ontology annotation, biological process: regulation of G protein-coupled receptor signaling pathway; heterotrimeric G-protein complex assembly. Gene Ontology annotation, cellular component: cytoplasm. Lineage: Eukaryota; Metazoa; Chordata; Mammalia; Perissodactyla; Rhinocerotidae.
GACGCAGGAAGGCCGCCUCAUUGGCCCGCGCAGCCGGGACUCCCGCGGCUUUUCUCUUAGUGAUCAAGGCGCCGACCCACUUCUCUCCCUCCAGCCGAGCGCUCCCUUUCUUCCGAGGUGCCCGGCGCUGCCAGCCCGAAGGAGUCCGGACUGAGUUUGGCGGGGUAACUGCUCUGAGGCACCAUGACAACCCUGGAUGAUAAGUUGCUGGGGGAGAAGCUGCAGUACUAUUACAGCAGCAGUGAGGAUGAGGACAGCGACCGCGAGGACAAGGACGGAGGCAGAGGUGCCCUGGCUGGCAGUUCGAUGCCUGCGGAUGCUGAGUUGGCAGGCGAAGGCAUCUCAGUUAACACAGGUCCGAAAGGUGUGAUCAAUGACUGGCGCCGCUUCAAACAGUUGGAGACAGAGCAAAGGGAGGAGCAGUGCCGGGAGAUGGAGAGGCUGAUCAAGAAGCUGUCAAUGACCUGCAGGUCCCAUCUGGACGAAGAGGAGGAGCAGCAGAAACAGAGGGACCUCCAGGAGAAGAUCAGUGGGAAGAUGACUCUGAAGGAGUUUGCCAUGAUGAAUGAGGACCAAGACGAUGAAGAGUUUCUACAGCAGUACCGGAAGCAGAGAAUGGAGGAGAUGCGGCAGCAGCUUCACAAGGGGCCCCAAUUCAAGCAGGUUUUUGAGAUCCCCAGUGGAGAAGGGUUUUUAGACAUGAUUGAUAAAGAACAGAAAAGCACCCCCAUCAUGGUCCAUAUUUAUGAGGACGGCAUUCCAGGGACCGAAGCCAUGAAUGGGUGCAUGAUCUGCCUUGCUGCGGAGUACCCAGCUGUCAAAUUCUGCCGGGUGAGGAGCUCAGUUAUUGGGGCCAGCAGUCGGUUCACCAGGAAUGCCCUUCCUGCCCUGCUGAUCUACAAGGGGGGCGAAUUGAUUGGCAAUUUUGUUCGAGUCACUGACCAGCUGGGGGAAGAUUUCUUUGCCGUGGACCUUGAAGCUUUUCUACAGGAUUUUGGUUUGCUCCCAGAAAAGGAAGUCUUGGUGCUGACGUCCGUGCGUAGCUCUGCCACCUGUCACAGUGAGGACAGCGAUUUGGAAAUAGACUGAACUGAUGAUCUAGUAGCAUAGAUUUCUCAUUGUUUGGGCUGGAAGACACAUGUCUGGGUGUUAUUUUUCUUCCUUCCUGUGUCUUCUGGCUUUUCAGCUGUUCUUUGUAGUGUGUCUUAUAAGUAAAGUCAAGAAAUUCUUAGAUUAAAUCAGAGUCCUGAAUCACCUUGUGGCUAGCAAUAAAGUAACUUAAAAUUGUAUAAACAGGAAGCCAGGCUUUUGAACUGUUUACUUAAGAUUCUCUAGCAGAACGUCUCUGUUAUUGUUUCCAGUCAAUAUUUACAUAGCAUCCUAAAGACAGUGUCCUGGAGAUUGUCUUCAGAUGAUCUCAGAGGUCUCUGUCAGGUCUGGGAGUAUAAUUCUGUAGUUAGUGUGUUAUUUGCAACAUAAAUAGUGCAUUUCCUUCAUCAAAUGAUUGCAAAUUAUAUUUACUUGUAAUCAGACCCAUAGUUCUAGAAGGCAGUUGACACUUGUUUCCCUUAGACCCUGUUCUCUACAAGGGUCCUGUUUAAAGGUUCCAGAUAAUGUGGGUUUGCCCCAUCAAGAGGGGUGACCUCUGUUGCUGGAGUCAGUGUCCCGCUCAAGCGUUAUUAACUCUAGAAACGGAGGAAGGAUCAAUGCUGACUGCCCUCUUGACACUGGAAGACCAGAUGGACUUAAAAAGUAGAGCUGGGUUGGAGCUGGAAAAGCUUUUUUAAAGGAGCAUCUUUCAAUAAGAUGCUCCUGCUCAUCUCUUUAUCUCUCCUUUAUUUAACAAGGUAACUUUUUUGUUUAAUGUAGCUUUUUUAAAACCUUUUUUUUGGCCUAUUGGAAAAGUAACUAAUACUCAAUAGAGGAAAAUUUGCCAAAAUAACAGAAGCAAAAA